Molecule: messenger RNA, 1302 nt
Organism: Cicer arietinum (chickpea)
Lineage: Eukaryota; Viridiplantae; Streptophyta; Magnoliopsida; Fabales; Fabaceae
Product: telomere repeat-binding factor 4-like
Biological process (GO): nucleosome assembly
Cellular component (GO): nucleosome
Molecular function (GO): double-stranded telomeric DNA binding
Source: RefSeq, a predicted model, not a curated record
GUAUCAAAUCCUACAAACCGAAUCUAAUAGAAUCCUAUAAAACGAAAGCGUCUCAUAGAAAUAUUGAAGAGCAUUGUGGUUGUACACACAGCUGGUGAACUAAAAACCAGAAUCUUGUUGCUAAUAAUCAGCGUAGUAAAAGAUGGGAAAUCAGAAGCAGAAGUGGACGGCUGAAGAAGAAGACGCGUUGCAACGUGGCGUCCAGAAGUACGGUGCCGGAAAGUGGAAGAACAUUCUCAGAGACCCUGAUUUCUCUCGUUCCCUCGCUAUCCGUUCCAACAUUGAUCUCAAGGAUAAAUGGCGGAAUUUAAAUGUUUGCCCUGGUCAAAGUUCUAAAGAUAAGUCUAGGACUCCCAAAAUCAAACCAUUGGUUCCUGCUCCUGCUUCACCUUCACUUGCUCCAUCUCCAGUUCCUACUCUGCCAAAUGUUACUCCUUCACCUCAAACUCAAACUCAGACUCAGGCUCCUACUCAGACUCCCACUCCCACUCCACAGCCUUCUCACAAUGAUGACGAUGCCAAAACUCAUCCAAAGUACAAUGCAAUGAUUUUCGAAGCUUUAUCAACAAUCAAAGAUACCAAUGGUUCUGACUUAAAUGCUAUUGUUAGCUUCAUUGAGCAAAAGCACAACUUCCCUCAAAAUCAAAAUUUCAGAAGGACGUUAGGUACAAAGUUAAGAAGGCUUGUCAGUCAAGGGAAACUUGAGAAGGUACAAAAUUGUUAUAAGAUAAAGGACACCACAGUGGUGACGAAGUCAGCUGAUGACCCAAAAUCACCUACAGCAAAAGAAAUGGAUUCGCCAGCAUCAUCUGGUAUUUCUAAAUAUGAUGAGGCAAUGAAGGAAGCUGCUGAAACUGUAGCCUACAGAAUUGCUGAUGCGGAGAAUAAGUCAUUUUUGGCUGCUGCUGCAGUCAAGGAGACGGAAAGAUAUGCAAAGUUUGUUGAGGAGAAUGAUGUAAUGUUAAAGUUUGCGGAAGAGCUUUUAGCAAAAUGCAAGCUUGGUGGAAGUGUCCGUUUUGCUUAAAUUGUUAAAUGUUUAGGCCUACAAUUUUUUUGUUUCUCUACAUGUAAAUUUAUCCAUAUCUUGUGUUACCUUUUUUGGAAUAAAAUUGGUUUACUUAGUUUUUAAGAAAAUGAUUAUUUUUAUAUAGGAGGCUGUAUUUUAAUCCAGUGACAUAAGUUGACAAGACUUGUUAAUAAAAUUAGUCGACUCAAGUUUGCUUAAAACUGAAUGCCAUGGUUACUGGUAAGCCAAAAACCAAGUGAUUUGAACAUAGUUUUUUCCAAUGUAAUUGCACAAAA